Hypanus sabinus (Atlantic stingray) is the source of this 1393-nucleotide messenger RNA. RefSeq names its product single-pass membrane protein with aspartate-rich tail 1b (gene smdt1b). The transcript has 3 exons. The coding region runs from base 33 to 332 and encodes 99 amino acids. Gene Ontology annotation, biological process: calcium import into the mitochondrion; mitochondrial calcium ion homeostasis. Gene Ontology annotation, cellular component: uniplex complex; mitochondrial inner membrane. NCBI's taxonomy places the organism in Eukaryota, Metazoa, Chordata, Chondrichthyes, Myliobatiformes, Dasyatidae. The record is from RefSeq and is a predicted model, not a curated record.
CAGUGAGCAACUUCCUCUCUCCUGCCACAGACAUGGCGGCUUUUGGGCGGUGUCUGUUCGGUCUCAGAAACACCCUAAAGGUCGGGGUAACCCGGGGCUUGUUGCAUCCCCAGAACAAACCUGGGGGGCAGCUUGACUCGGCCCGAAACAUGCUGGUGUCAAAAUCAGGAGCCAUUUUACCCAAACCUGAAAAGAUUUCAUUUGGUCUUUUGAAAAUCUUCGUUGUGGUCAUUCCUUUUCUAUACAUGGGCACGUUGAUCAGCAAGAACUUUGCCUCGCUGCUGGAGGAACAUGAUAUCUUUGUCCCAGCUGAUGACGAUGAUGAUGAUUGACUCAGGGUUCCACCUCUGUUCACAAGCUUGUCUCGUUUGAUUGAAAUCCAUGGGAGCCAUUAUCUGUACAUACUGAUCCUGUAACUAAUCGCCCAAAUCUCUCGGACUGAAGAGACGACUUCUCUGAAGAGAGGAGUAAUCAAACGUAACCAUAUUUUGCAUGUGUUACACAUAGUCUAUGUGUGGGGUGGGGUUUGGAUCAAGAGGGUACGGGGGAGACAAUCAACACUCAUUAAAAUUAGGAUCACUCUCAAAAAACUUAUCUAUUCUUAGUUAGAUUAACACUUAAUUAGACCAGGACUACUUAUGUUUGAAUUGUAUUUCUACUUCCAACAGUACAAAACCCAGGCUGGACUUCAGCACUUGUAAAUGUCCUGUUGCACUAAAACUCUUGCUUUUGCUUCAGAAUUAGAAUUGGAUGGUAUUGGUGCUCUAUGGAUGCCUUUGAAUUAUAGUUUCACUAAAUGCCUGCUAUAUGAUCUGCAGUUGGUUGAAGUGACCCAACAGUUGUCAGCACUGGGUCAGGGAUUAAAAACUCCUUACUGGUUCUUCAAAUUUAUCAUCUGCAGUUUGGAAUCAGCAACAGGGCCAGUGGUGGUUUGGAAUAGAAGGGCUUGAACUCUAUAUUGGUUAAGGGAUGUAUAAUUUCCACAACUAAACUAAUCAAACGAGAAAAAGUACUUCCUUGAAACAAGUAACUGAAAUUUAGAAACAUUGAGCAGAGUGAAAUGUGAUCAGUAGUUAAUUUUUUUGGCCCAGAACUAAGUAAUACUUUAGAAAGUUUAGAUCAUUACAACCAGUAACACAGAGAAAUUAAUGUAAAGAAAAAUGGAACGAGAUUCAGGCUGGUUGUGUGCAUCUGGACUUUCGCAUGGGUUGGGAACGUGUGAUAUGCUGCCAGUGAGUGUGCACAUCUGGUGUGUAACUGGCUGACUGCUGUUUGCUUUAUUUCGUGCAUGAUGUGUGGGAUUCAGCCACAUUACCUCUGGUUUAAAGAUUUGCCGGUGUCUUUGAUGGAAUGUGUUUCUGUCACCCACAGCAAUAAAACUGGUUAAAUCUGA